Striga asiatica is the source of this 1981-nucleotide messenger RNA. NCBI's taxonomy places the organism in Eukaryota, Viridiplantae, Streptophyta, Magnoliopsida, Lamiales, Orobanchaceae. The record is from the annotation of a GenBank genome assembly.
AUUUAAACAAGUGGGCCAACCCGCCCCGGCUCGUAUACAACCUUAUCCCAUUCCUGAAAUUUAUCUUCAUGAUAAAUCAAAAAUGUUAAUACUUUGGCAUGUCCGUCAUCUGUGUAAAAACACAGUCGAUCCUCGACUAUGGCUUCUGUGUAUUGGCUCUACCAAGAUGGUGGAUUGAGAAGUAUGGCGCCGGUUGAUGGGAUUAUUACCAACAAGUUCUUCGCCAGCAAUUUGAAAAUAUACAAAUCCGAGUUUCCGACCAGAAACCCGCUAAAAAAGCAUCGUUUACUUCCCUGCAUAAAGUGCAAAAAAACCGAUGAGCCCAAUUUCAUUGAAGUCUCAGUCGAGCGUUAUCCAUACGAAAGCUACAUGGACUCGACAUCCGGGCAGCUCGAGCCUGCCACUGGGGCUCGUGCGAGUAUCCCAUCCGAAGAGUAUUGGCCAGAAGGGACAGCUAAUCAGGUUCGUGCUGCUCGAGCUCCUGAGCCGACAGGUGUCUCGACUGGGAAGCCAUCGUUUGGAAAAAAUCCGGGAAGCAGACGAAAAAAGUACAAGUCCACAGCUUCUUCUGCUUCUUCUGGAUCUUCGGAAGUGAUUGUGAGUGAUCCAGUUGAAAUUGAGUCCUCUGAGGACUCAUCAGACGAAGCUAAAGAGACUUUAUCAGAAAAUUUCGUUGUUUAUGAAACUGAGCCUGAGGAGGAAUUGACCGGAUAUGACCUGGACAAGAAAAUCGGGAGGCCUCAUCCAUUUAUUGAUCCGAAAGAUAGGAGGCCGAUUGAAGAUACUCUCGACAGCGAGGAGCUGUGGUGGAACUGGAGAAAGCCUAAGAAUGAAAAAUGGUCGAGAUGGCAAAGAAGGAGGCCUGAUGUCGAGACGGUUUUCCUCAAAGCUAUGGCGGAGAAAGGGCAGAUAAAGCUCUAUGGAGAUGAACCAACACUUACUGAAUGCGCGCUUUAUAGAGCAAGAAGGCAUUUAUAUAAGGAAGAGAGGCUUCAAGAGGAACGAGAUCGACUGGAAGAGGUCGGUCCUUUGGCAUACUAUUCCGAAUGGGUCAAAGCAUGGACAAAGGACACUUCACGCGAAGCGAUUCAAAAGCAUUUUGAGGAAACCGGUGAGGAUGAAAACACCCAACUAAUCGAGAUGUUUACGCAUCAAACGGACAGAGAAUAUCGUAUAAUGAUGGGCACCGAUAUCCGAAUCAAACGUGAUCCACUUGCAAUGAGAAUGCGCGAGGAUCAGAUAAAGGAAAUUUGGGGUGGUGAUCCUGUUUACCCAACUAUAAACUAUAUUCAAGACCCAGAUGAGGUGAUUGAUUACAGGGGUCCCGAUUUUCAUGAACCAACUCCAAACAUGCUCGAUUAUCUUAAGGAGUAUGGCAAGAUAAUCACCAGAGAGGAGUUGAACGGGAUUCAGGCGAAAGAGAGGAGGACCGUAGAAGUUAAGACAACAACAGAUAUGGAUGAUGCUAUGGCAAAAGCUGUCGACAUUGGCGAAAAUGAAGAUGAAGAGGAGGACAGUGAAGAUGAGAACGCUGGUGAAGAGAAGGGUGAGAAAAUCACUCGCAAUUGGAGUAUUUUAAAGAGUAAUCCUGAUCCGAACAAAUCAAAGGUAAAACCGAAAAAGGGCAUGUCCCUAGACGAAGCGCUAGAUGAUUCCGAGAAUUUAACCGACUUCCUUCUUGAUUUCGAAGAAGAAGAAUGAUAUUUGCAUCUGGCUUCCAUGAGCAUUUUUCUUUAUUAUGCAUGGACUUGAAAUGUGUUAUAUUUUGUAUGUCGAAGGAUAAUCUUUUGGUCGAAAAAUGUGGUUUUCCGGUGGGAAGCCGAUUGUUCGUCAUAUUUGAAUGGUUUUUUUAGGAUGUAGAAUAGCUAACUAAGCCAAAUAGUGUAUUGUUUGUUGUAAUAUAAGGUGCGCAUACACCUCGUGAGAAUAUUUUAAUGUAUGUGAAUGACUAUUUUGCCCCUGAUGUAAUUGUAUUAUUACG